Messenger RNA from Arabis nemorensis, 288 nucleotides. The record is from the annotation of a GenBank genome assembly. Lineage: Eukaryota; Viridiplantae; Streptophyta; Magnoliopsida; Brassicales; Brassicaceae.
AUGGAUGAGAAACGAAAAGAGAUUCGUCGAGUAGCCUCUCGUUUUAUCGCUGCAGUUUCGCUUUAUAUUCUCACCGAUAUAUGCAAAAGACUAGCUGGUCUUCGAAGCACCAUUGACCCUCAUUCAUCAUCAUCACAUCCAAAUCCCACGGAAGUGAACAUGGCGUUUUCUUUGGCAUCUCAGUUCAAUUUGUUCGCGCACUUGUUUUCUAUAGUGGUGAUUAUGAAACUCCCUUUUGCUUUCUUGUUUGUGGAAAGGAUGCGAAAGAUACGACAAGAAUCCGACUAA